Molecule: messenger RNA, 4254 nt
Organism: Arabidopsis thaliana (thale cress)
Lineage: Eukaryota; Viridiplantae; Streptophyta; Magnoliopsida; Brassicales; Brassicaceae
Product: RNA helicase family protein
Exons: 34
Coding region: 1-4254 (1417 amino acids)
Cellular component (GO): cytoplasm; chloroplast
Molecular function (GO): nucleic acid binding; RNA helicase activity; ATP binding
Source: RefSeq, marked reviewed
AUGGCUCCGACGAAGAAACCUCAGAAGAACAAACAAAGCAAAAACGAAAUAGCUUCUUCUUUAAUACCUAAUUCAGGCCAUAAGAAACCAUCUAAAGCCCCAAAGCUUUUAAUUUCGCCGGAAAACGAAGACCGUUUACGACGGCUCUUGCUCAACUUUCGCCGGACGCCUUCUCCGGUCACGGCGACGCUAUCUGUUACUCAGAAGAGAAAGAAACUCAAUAAUCUCUACGAGAAUCUCUCUUGCGAAGGGUUUUUAGAUAAUCAGAUUGAACUCGUUCUCUCCUCUCUUAGGGAUGGAGCAACGCUUGAGACUGCUCUUGAUUGGCUUUGCUUGAACUUGCCGAGCCAUGAAUUGCCAGUGAACUUUUCUAACGGGGCUUCUCGUUUUCCUUCCACAGGACGUUCUGUGGCGGUGAUAUCGAAAUCAAAGAAAGAUUGGAAUGUGUCUGCUGAAUCAUCAGUCCAAGAGGUUAAGGAGGUGCCUGAAUCUGAAGUUUUAGUUCGAGUGAAGAGCAAGCGAGAUGAAGAAGAAGAAGAUAGUCUUAGUUCUUGCCAACCAUCUCAAGCUGAUUGGAUCCAUCAGUAUAUGAAAAGACUGGAAGAGGAGGAAUUGGAAUCUUCCGACGAUGAGAGAGAUAAGGUAUCUGGUCCAAGGUCUUUCGAAGUGAUUGCCAAAGAAUAUUGUGUAGAAAGAUAUAAUGCUAUAAAAGCAAAGAGGAAGGGUGAUAAAAGUGGACAGAGCCAAGCAGGCCUAGCCAUUUGCAAGCUCAAGGAAGAGAUGAAUGCUCUUGGGCCGUCAGAAGCAAUAUUGGAAUCUGAGUUUCAGCGUGAUCGUCAAGAUUGUGAAGGCGCUAGAGAAAAAGAAGUAGCCUCCUCUGUGCUUGAUGACGUUCAUGAGUCAGUAAAUGCUGAUGCUUUCUUUUUUCAGCUUUUUGAUGACUUGACCUUGGAUACAAAUCCUGUUGGGAGCUGUAAAUCUGAGGAACAAGAAUCAGUUGUCUCGAAUGAUAGUUUAGAUGACUUGGACCUUGGCGAUUUGUUCGACGAAGAUGUUCCGCCUUAUGUACCUUCUCCCCAUGAACUCCUGGAAUUACAGAAGAAGGAAAUUAUGAGAGAACUAUGCAAUGAGAAACAUCUUACGAAACUAAACGGUAUCUGGAAGAAGGGUGAAGCGCAAAAGAUCCCGAAGGCAUUGCUCCAUCAGUUGUGUCAAAGGUCAGGGUGGAUAGCACCAAAGUUCAAUAAAGUGACUGGGGAAGGAAGAAACUUCUCAUAUACUACAAGUGUUAUGCGUAAAUCCAGUGGAUUUGGUAAAAGCAGACAAGCCGGGGGUCUGGUAACUAUUCAACUUCCUCAUCAAGUUGAGGAUUUUGAAUCCAUCCAGGAUGCACAAAACAGAGUUGCGGCAUUUGCUCUCCAUAAGCUAUUCUCUGAUUUGCCUGUUCACUUUGCAAUUACUGAGCCUUAUGCCUCUCUAGUUUUGAUCUGGAAACAAGAGGAAUCAUUAGGUAUAACAAGCAGAGAAGAGCAAAGAAGAGAAAAAUUUGUUGAAAGCUUGCUUGAGGCAGACAAUUUCAGCUUGACUACUACUUCGAGAGGCAUACACAGUGCACUUCCAAUGGUAGACUCCUGUGUCAAAGAGAAUGAUGACUUGGAUGUUGUCAAAUCUAACCACAGAGCCAGAAGAAACUCUUCCAUGGCAGCUGAAUGUUCUUCUCUCAAACAAAAACAAGAAAACAAGAAGAAGAUGCAGAAGUACAAGGACAUGUUGAAAACUAGAGCUGCUCUUCCUAUAUCAGAAGUGAAAAAGGACAUACUGCAGAAGCUGAAAGAAAAAGAUGUCUUGGUGGUAUGCGGAGAAACUGGUUCCGGAAAGACUACACAGGUUCCUCAAUUUAUACUGGAUGAUAUGAUCGAUUCAGGGCAUGGUGGAUACUGUAAUAUUAUAUGCACACAACCUCGGGCUAUCACUGUUGCUCAAAGAGUUGCUGAUGAGCGCUGUGAACCUCCUCCAGGCUUCGACAACUCUGUGGUUGCUUAUCAAGUUCGUCAUCAAAAUGCAAGGAGUGAUAAGACAAGGCUGCUGUUUUGUACUACUGGAAUCCUACUGAGAAAACUUGUGGGGGAUACGACCUUGAAAGAUGUUACACAUAUUAUAGUCGAUGAAGUGCAUGAGCGGUCUCUUAUGGGUGAUUUUCUUCUCAUUAUUUUGAAGAGCCUGAUUGAGAAGCAAUCCUGGGAUAACGCAUUACCUAAACUAAAAGUUAUCCUUAUGUCCGCUACUGUUGAUGCACAUCAGUUCUCAAGAUAUUUUGGUCAAUGUCCUAUAAUUACUGCUCAAGGACGAACUCACCCGGUUACCACUUACUUUCUGGAGGACAUUUAUGAGAGGACUAAGUACCUUCUGGCUUCAGAUUCACCUGCUGCUCUAAGUUCUGAUACAUCCAUUACAGACAAGCUUGGUUCUGUAAACGUCCCUAGGGGGAAAAAGAACCUUAUGUUGGCUGGCUGGGGAGACAGUUAUUUGGUUUCAGAGGACAGUCUUAACACGUCUUACGAUUCCAUUAAAUAUAUUGCAAGUGCUGUUGUUGACUAUGAUCUUCUUGAAGAGUUGAUAUGUCACAUUGAUGACACUUGUGAGGAAGGAGCCAUUCUUGUGUUUUUGCCUGGAAUGUCAGAAAUCAACAUGCUACUCAAUAGGUUAGCUGCUUCCUAUCGUUUUCGUGGAGCUUCUGGAGAUUGGCUUCUUCCUCUACAUUCUUCUAUUGCAUCUACAGAACAGAAAAAGGUGUUUCUGCGCCCCCCUAAAGGCAUACGGAAGGUUAUCAUAGCUACAAAUAUUGCCGAGACCAGUAUAACAAUUGAGGAUGUGGUUUAUGUGAUUGAUAGUGGAAAACACAAGGAAAAUCGCUAUAACCCACAUAAGAAAUUGUCAAGCAUGGUGGAAGAUUGGGUAUCCAAAGCAAAUGCAAGACAAAGAAUGGGAAGAGCUGGACGUGUCAAACCUGGACAUUGCUUUUCAUUAUACACUCGCCAUAGGUUCGAGAAGCUCAUGCGUCCCUAUCAGGUUCCUGAGAUGCUGCGGGUGCCUUUAGUAGAGCUGUGUUUACAUAUCAAAUUACUUGGCUUGGGUCAAAUUAAGCCGUUUCUGUCCAAGGCUUUGGAACCUCCGAGUGAAAGUGCUAUAAACUCUGCAAUUUUAUUGUUGCACAAGGUCGGCGCUCUUGAAGGGGACGAAGAGUUGACACCACUAGGACAUCAUUUAGCAAAACUUCCUGUUGAUUUGUUAAUUGGAAAGAUGCUGUUAUAUGGUGGCAUUUUUGGUUGCUUAUCACCUAUUCUCUCGAUUGCUGCUUUCUUGAGCUGCUGCAAAUCGCCGUUUGUAUAUGCCAAAGAUGAGCAAAAUGUGGACCGGGUGAAACUUGCUCUUUUGUCUGAUAAGCUGGAGAGUUCGAGUAAUUUAAACAACAAUGAUAGACAAUCUGAUCACCUCCUUAUGGUGGUUGCAUAUGAAAAAUGGGUGAGGAUACUGCAUGAGCAAGGAUUUAAAGCUGCAGAGAGUUUCUGUGAGUCAAAGUUUUUGAAUAGCUCAGUGAUGCGGAUGAUGAGAGAGAGGAGAGUAGAGUUUGGCAUGUUGCUUGCCGACAUCGGGCUCAUCAAUCUUCCUAAAGGCAAGGGGAGAAGGAAGGAGAAUUUUGAUGUUUGGUUUUCUGACAAAACUCAACCUUUCAAUAUGUAUUCACAAGAACCUGAAGUUGUUAAGGCUAUAUUAUGCGCGGGACUAUGUCCUAAUAUUGCAGAGGGAUUAGUUAACCGUUUAACAAAGCCAGCGGAAGAAACACAGCGUUAUGCAGUAUGGCAUGAUGGCAAAAGAGAAGUCCAUAUCCAUCGAAACUCUAUUAACAAAAACUGCAAAGCGUUUCAAUACCCUUUCAUUGUGUUCCUUGAAAAGCUCGAAACAAAGAAAGUGGUAUAUCUGCAAGAUACAACUGUUGUUUCUCCGUUCUCCAUUCUACUUUUUGGCGGCUCAAUCAAUGUUCAUCAUCAGAGUGGAUCAGUUACCAUUGAUGGGUGGUUAAAGCUAACAGCACCAGCACAAACUGCCGUUUUGUUCAAAGAGCUCCGGUUAACCCUUCAUUCCAUUCUCAAAGAUCUCAUCCGAAAACCCGAGAAAUCAGGUAUUGUCCACAACGAAGUCGUCAAAUCUAUGGUCCAUCUUCUUAUAGAAGAAGGCAAACCGCAACACACAUGA